AUGGAUGGUUGUUGCCACAAAUUCUCGAGAUGGGUCAACUACAUAUUUGGCAGUCUCGUCUUCCUUUUGGGAGGCCUCGUCGUUGGCGUGAGUAUUUGGUAUCUGUUUUCUGAGUUUAGCGAUCUCAUUGAGACAUGGUGGGUUUGGAUCUCUCUUGCUGCUGGCAUACUACUUAUGAUUCUAUCAUUGGUGGCAUGUUGUGCGGCUCACAAAGAGAAGAAAUGUAUCCUGUCGUGCUUCUGGGUCCUGGCGAUUAUUCUCUUUAUAGCCUUCUUGGUGGGUGCCAUCGGUUCGACCAUCUUCUUCACCUUCACUGAUGAGUUUGCUGCUAAGGACCUUGGUCAGCUCAAUGCACUUGAGACGCCCGAUCUGGACGGCUAUGAGGUCAUCCGCGAUGGUUUUGUGGAGGUGUGGCGAGCCGACAACUGCUCCAUUUCGUGUGAAUCUGAUAUGAGCGCGGAAUUUAUUUGCAGCUCUGUUGAGUGUGAUACUGGUGUUGUCCAAGACAAGAUGACAGAAUGGAUCUCGGAAGGUUUGAGGAAGAAUAUCAACAUGGCCGACUAUGGCGUGUGUGUUGCACUCGCGAGUGGAGGAGUUGAUAUUGAAGAGGGCAUCAGUGGUGCUGCUGCUGCCUGGUGUGUUAGUAGUACAGCAGUUAUCACAGAAGUCCGAGAUUGGACCCUCGGGGCGAUGAUGGGCCUUUGGUUGGUGGCAGUAUUUACGUUUAUCUUGGCUGUAGCUAACUGUGUAUUGGUAUGCACCCGUAGAAGAUAUCGCUCGGAUGCUUUGUUCGUUCGGCCACCUGUGAACGUUUUGAAGGUGUAG
Molecule: messenger RNA, 825 nt
Organism: Perkinsus marinus ATCC 50983
Lineage: Eukaryota; Perkinsozoa; Perkinsida; Perkinsidae
Product: CD151 antigen, putative
Exons: 1
Coding region: 1-825 (274 amino acids)
Cellular component (GO): membrane
Source: RefSeq, a predicted model, not a curated record